CUGUUGAUUUCAUAAAAUGCAGUGAUAGAAGGUAGAUUAGAAUAAUUUUCGAUUAAUAUAUAUGCGCAAGGAGCGAUAGUCUACAGCUGCCUUCUCAAACCUCGUGGAUUUAUUUACGUUCGGCUUGUUUGAGGUCCGGCAAUACCACCGCUGCUUGCUAGCGGUUCCAGACGUGCAUGUUAAAGCAGAAAAGACACGAUCUCAAUAAUUCUUUUGUGGAUUUCACUAUAUGAUCGUAGAUUAAUUAGCAUGAGUUCGCAGCAGCGCUUAGUAAAAACGGAUCAAAUUUUGGAAGCUGUAAGGGCUUUCAGGAAAGUCCGUGAUCAUGAAAUAGCACAGAAAGAGAAAAAAUCUAUUAUAGACGAAGAUGACCGCCAGGAACGGUUUGUGAAUUUGCAGCUGACAGUGAAAAAGAUGUCGGCAUGCCAAAAAAUUCUCAUGAUUCCGUUCACGUUCCCUCACUGCUUACUCACCGAGGAAGAUGAAAUUUGUUUUAUUGUGGGGUGCAAAGACUCUGAAAAAGGAAACAAAAGGGCUGAUCAUGAGCGAUAUGCAAAUGAAUGGAAACACAAGCUGCGCACGAUGGGAAUCGACCGAGAAAUUCACGUAAUGCCCGUAAUGCAACUUGAGACAGAGUUCAAGUCAUAUGAGGCUAAACGCAAGCUAUGUAAGGCUUUCGAUCAUUUUCUCUGUGACCAUCGUAUCAUGUUCAAGAUGCCCAAACUUCUGGGUACUCUUUUUUUCCGUCGCCGUAAAAUGCCUAUUCGUGUAUAUAUAAAGGAUGAAGAUAAGCUUAAACAAGCUCUCGAGGAGGCUAUAACACGGACGUUAAUCCACAUCACACCCGAAGGACCUAAUGUAUCGAUGAAGGUAGGAAACCUAACGGACCAUAGUGAUCAAGAAAUAACUGACAAUAUCCGCGCUAUUCUCGAUAGCUUUAUACCGGAGCAUCUUCCCGGUGGAGAAGCCAACGUAAACUCGAUCCAUUUAGCCUCAUUCGUCGGUAAAUCAGUGCCGAUGUACGUUUCGUUUGUAUCAGCCAAUAGCGUGGACAUGUCCGAGAUCGAUAAAGUGUUUAUUGAUAGGCAGACACCAAAGGAGUUUGAAGACACAAUUGAUACAAUGCCCGGCGUUCGCGUCAAAAUUCGAACAGACGGAAAGGUGAUCGCCAUCAAAGACGAGGAACAGAAGUUGGAUAGCGAUGAUCUGUUGGACGAAGAUUAUCUCGAAGUGUUCCGAAACCAAGAGUUUGAAGAACGCGAUGAAGCGAAAAAACGCUAUAUAAAACAUCUAGCUCGUAAAGCUGCGCUUCGUAAAGUUGGCAAAAGAUUCGGUUCCAACAUGCUUAAGCUACCAAGUCAUGUACCGGUUCCUAAGCCUAAAGCCUUGCCCAAACAGGUCAAGAUGCCUAAGCAAAGCAAGCCUCCUGCAGUACCUGCCUUUGACACACUGCAAGGCUACGAUGAUGCUGAGUAUAAUGAUAAUAACGAUGACAAAGGUGAUGUUGAGGAGUGCCCUCAACUCGUUCCCAUCGAAAAGAAGUCCGAGAAAAUCGAAAGGAAGUUCGAUCAGAUGGCAGCCAUUAAGGACAAGGUGGCGAAGUCCGAAAAGCACCAAGGAUUUAAAGUAAGCAAACAGUCAGCUGCGACGACUCUUCGAAUUAAACUAGGAAGGGCUGCUACCAGUGAAUUUACUCUUACGGGUACGCCAAGGAAAAGUGUCAAGAAAGUAAAGCGCAACAGCAACUUUCUUAUUGAGCCACGAACAGCCAAGCAAAAAACAUUGAAGGGUCGAGAGACACAAUCAGUAGCAAAAUCUAUCGCCUCGACACCGAAUAAUAACAAACAAUCUGAUGAAGCUAACACACCGCGGCCAAUUUUGAAAUCGCCUCGUGAGUCUCUGGGUAAAGAAAAACGAAAGAGCGUCACGUUCGAUUUUACUCCCGCCGGAAAGCUUGCAUCUAUGAAAACUCCAAAAGAUGGCGACCCUACGCCGGUGUAUUUUGAGACCCCAUCAACCGAUAACGGGAAGGCUUCUAGUAGAAAACGGAAGUCGGUUGCGGGCGGUUUCGAAUUGACGCCAAUGCAUGGCGCCAAUAAGCUCAACAGUGCGAAAAAAGCUAAAAGAAUGUCAAUGAAAUAGGAAUAGAUAUAUGACUGGUGUGCUUAGGAUUUACUUUAUGAACGUAUCCAACAUUUAUUAUGCUACAGCGUAACCUUUCAUGAUGUUUAGUAUUUGGUUUUGUUGUUUCGAGCCUCAGAAAUGUAUCUUCAAACCAUUUUUUGCAUUUGGAUCACACUAGACACAGACCUGUCGUUAUCAAGUAUCGAGUAAAGGGACCUGUUAAAAGGAUCAGAAAUGCUUUGGAACGUCCUUUGUCUGCGAAAUAUGCUAGCAGGUUCACAAGGGAGAUCUGUAUAUAUAAAUAAAAACAUUUAAAAGAUCGACAAUCACAGGA
Messenger RNA from Varroa destructor (honeybee mite), 2458 nucleotides. RefSeq lists its product as uncharacterized. The record is from RefSeq and is a predicted model, not a curated record. Lineage: Eukaryota; Metazoa; Arthropoda; Arachnida; Mesostigmata; Varroidae.